Molecule: messenger RNA, 1071 nt
Organism: Syzygium oleosum
Lineage: Eukaryota; Viridiplantae; Streptophyta; Magnoliopsida; Myrtales; Myrtaceae
Product: probable copper-transporting ATPase HMA5
Exons: 4
Coding region: 1-1071 (356 amino acids)
Cellular component (GO): membrane
Molecular function (GO): transporter activity; ATP hydrolysis activity; ATP binding
Source: RefSeq, a predicted model, not a curated record
AUGGGUCGAGGAGGCCGCCAUGGCGGCGGGGUCGACCGGCACCUUGCCCAGGUUAAUUGCAUAGUGUUCGACAAGACAGGGACGCUCACGGUCGGAAAGCCCGAGGUGGUCAAUACGAGACUCCUAAAAAACGUGGUGCUGAGAGACUUCUAUGAAUUGGUUGCUGCAACAGAGGUGAAUAGCGAACAUCCAUUGGCCAAGGCCGUCAUCGAGUAUGCCAAAAAGUUCAGGGAUGAUGAGGAGAAUCCUGCCUGGCCUAAAGCCCUCGACUUCAUCUCGAUCCCUGGUCACGGAGUGAAAGCUGUGGUUUGUAACAAGGAGAUAAUUGUGGGAAAUAAGGGCCUAAUGUUAGAGCACAACAUUGCCAUUCCUAUCGAAACCGAAGAGAUCCUGGCUGAGACCGAAGAGAUGGCGCAGACCGGGAUAUUGGUGUCCGUAGACCGGGAACUGAUGGGAGUCAUCGCGAUUUCAGACCCUCUGAAACCGGGCGCUCAUGAGGUGAUAUCGAUCCUGAAGUCGAUGAAAGUGAAGAGCAUCAUGGUGACCGGCGAUAAUUGGGGGACUGCAAAUUCCAUAGCCAAAGACGUCGGCAUCGACACUGUGAUUGCGGAGGCCAAGCCUGGGCAGAAGGCAGAGAAAGUGAAGGAUUUGCAGGCUUCGAGAUACAUUGUAGCGAUGGUGGGAGAUGGCAUCAACGACUCACCAGCACUCGUGGCCGCGGACGUGGGGAUGGCAAUUGGUGCUCGCACGGACAUCGCCAUAGAGGCGGCAGACAUCGUGCUCAUGAAGAGCAACUUGGAGGACGUUAUAGCUGCGAUCGACCUCUCUAGGAAGACGCUCUCCAGGAUCCGGAUGAACUACGUCUGGGCACUGGGCUACAAUGUCUUGGGAAUCCCGAUUGCUGCCGGGGCUCUCUUCCCUUCCACGGGGUUCCGCCUGCCUCCCUGGGUCGCGGGGGCAGCGAUGGCCGCGUCAUCGGUCAGUGUCGUCUGCUCUUCACUCUUGCUGAAGAAGUACAGGAGGCCGAAGUGUCUCGACAACCUUCAGAUACAUGGUAUAACAGUGAACUGA